Molecule: messenger RNA, 6141 nt
Organism: Linum trigynum
Lineage: Eukaryota; Viridiplantae; Streptophyta; Magnoliopsida; Malpighiales; Linaceae
Source: the annotation of a GenBank genome assembly
AUGGCUCAGCAGUCUUCCCGGCUCAAUCGGUUGCUCACCCUAUUAGACACUGGUUCGAGUCAAGCAACGAGAUUUACUGCCGCGAAGCAGAUUGGAGAUAUAGCAAACUCCCAUCCACAGGAGUUGAGCUCUCUUCUAAAGAAGGUUUCACCAUUCUUGAGGAGCAAAAACUGGGAUACAAGAGUUGCUGCUGCUCAUGCAAUCGGGGCCAUUGUGCAAAAUGUUAAGCAUACAUCUCUGCCUGAAAUUUUUGAUUGUGUUCAGAGGAAGCUAUAUGAGGUCGGGAGUUCUGGUGUUGUUGAAGAUUUAGUGAUAAGGCCUAAUUUCCAGUCGCAGAUUAUAUCUUAUGGCUCUUUCAGAAGUUUUGAAAUCAACAAGGUGCUGGAGUUUGGUGCUUUGUUGGCGUCAGGGGGGCAGGAGUAUGACAUAGCUACUGAUAAUUCCAAGAACCCAAAGGACCGUUUGACCCGUCAGAAACAAAAUCUGAGACGUCGUUUGGGUUUGGAUGUUUGUGAGCAGUUCAUGGAUGUCAAUGACAUGAUUAAAGAUGAAGACCUCGUUCUCCAUAAAAUACCCACUCAAGGGAACGGAUUGCAACACAGGGGUUACAUGCCUCCAUCUGUGCAUAAUAUACAGAGGCUUGUCAGAACUAUGGUUCCUAGUGUUGUGUCAAGGAGGCCAAGUGCGAGAGAGCUGAAUCUUUUGAAAAGGAAAGCAAAGGUGAAUUGGAAAGACCAGACCAAAGGUUGGUCUGAAGAAGGUGAUUCAGAUGCCUCAUUAUCCCAAAGCACUACUCCCAAGGGAUCAAACACAGAUCCUUUUAUUGCUCCUAGCAAGGUAGAUUCUGAUGAAGAUGGCUUUGAGAAUGAUAAGGAUGGGAGGUGGCCUUUUUAUGGCUUUGUUGAACAACUGAUCCUUGACAUGUUUGACCCUGUUUGGGAGGUUCGUCAUGGUUGUGUCAUGGCCCUGAGGGAGAUGUUGUCACAUCAUGGUGGUUCAGCUGGAGUGCUUAUGCCUGAAUUGAGCGUUGAUGGUUGCUUUAAUGAAUUAAAGGACAUCGAUUGCCCGAUUGCAGUAAAAAAAGAAAGAGAAAUUGAUUUGAAUAUGCAAGUUCCAGCAGAUGAUUCACAACCACUCAGUAAAAAGCCGAAGACUGAUAAUAUGUCAUCUCCAUCAAUGGAUACUAUGAUCUCUUCUGGGUAUCAUGGUGAAUUUGACAUCAGUUUAAAAGUGGAAGAUAAUGCUUGGGAUUUGUCUGAAGGGCAGGUUAUUGGUGAAGUUCAGGUUGAUCCCCUAACGGUGAAGGUAGAACCUUAUCCUUAUUGCCCUACUUCGUCCGCAGAGGUUGUUAAUAUGGUGGACACAAAGGGUGAUCCGGAAAAUGAGCAUUGUGUUGCCAAGUCAGAAAUACUGGACAACUUUUCAGGAAGCAAUGAGCUGAUGAAUUUAGUUAAAUUGGCUCGUUAUUCUUGGAUGAAAAAUAGUGAGUUCCUUCAGGAUUGUGCGAUUCGGUUCUUAUGCGUUCUAUCCCUGGACCGUUUCGGAGAUUAUGUUUCUGAUCAGGUUGUUGCUCCUGUACGUGAAACUUGUGCCCAAGCUUUAGGUGCAACUUUCAAGUACAUGGACCGCUCUUUAGUAAAUGAAACUUUGAACAUUUUGCUCCAGAUGCAGCGUAGACCAGAAUGGGAAAUUCGUCAUGGAAGUCUUUUGGGUAUCAAAUAUUUAGUUGCUGUUAGACAGGAUCUGCUGCUUGAUUUGCUUGGCCACAUUCUACCUGCGUGUAAAGCAGGCUUGGAGGACCCUGACGAUGAUGUCCGAGCAGUUGCUGCAGAUGCUUUAAUACCUGCUGCAGGUGCUGUUGUUUCGCUAAAGGGUCAGACGUUGCAUUCCAUAGUUAUGCUGCUUUGGGAUAUCUUGCUAGAUUUAGACGAUCUAAGUCCAUCCACUAGCAGUGUGAUGAAUCUUUUGGCCGAAAUCUAUUCCCAGGAAGAAAUGAUACCCAAGAUGAUAUCAAAACCAAAAGAAGAGCUGGAUCUUAAUGAAGUCGUACAUAUUGAUGAUGCUGGAGAGAAAAAUGAUUUGGCUGAAAAUCCAUACAUGUUAUCCACUCUGGCUCCUCGAUUGUGGCCAUUCAUGAGGCAUAGCAUCACAUCAGUCAGAUACUCAGCUAUUCGAACUUUGGAGCGAUUGCUUGAAGCUGGCCAUAAACGGAGUGUCUCUGAUCCAUCUGGUUCUUCAUUUUGGCCUUCUUUCAUUUUGGGGGAUACCCUUCGGAUUGUUUUCCAGAAUCUGUUGCUCGAAUCAAAUGAACGAAUUUUGCAUUGCUCAGAGAGGGUCUGGAGGCUCCUUGUUCAGUGCCCAGUUGAGGACUUGGAAAUUGUUGCAAAUGCCUAUAUCUCUUCCUGGAUCGAACUUUCUACCACUCCAUUCGGUUCACCAUUGGAUUCAUCAAAAAUGUUUUGGCCUGUGGCAUUGCCUCGGAAAUCCCAUUUCAAAGCAGCAGCGAAGAUGAGAGCUGCUGGGCUUGAACAUGAGUCUCAUAGAACCCUUGGCUUAGGUUCUGCAAAUGAGCCUAUUCCAGCUCAGGAGAGAAAUGGAGAUGCUUCGGCGAGUACGAUCAAGAUAAUUGUUGGUGGUGAUGUUGAUAUUUCCGUGACUAACACUAGAGUAAUAACAGCGUCGGCGUUGGGAAUCUUUGCUUCCAAGUUACGUGAAAGCUCUGCGCUGCCUGUGAUAGAGCCCCUCUGGGCCUCCCUUUCUUCCUUUUCUGGUGUUCAGCGGCAGGUUGCAGCCUUGGUUCUGAUAUCAUGGUUUAAAGAGAUGCAAAGCAACGACCCUCUCAAGACCCAGGGAGUCAUGUCCGCUUUUCCUACGAACAUUAAGAACUGGUUGCUAGAUUUGUUAUCAUGUACUGACCCGGCAUUUCCUACGAAGGAUUCUAUAUUUCCUUAUUCCGAGCUAUCACGGACAUAUUCAAAGAUGCGCAAUGAGGCCAGUCAGUUGGUACAUGUUCUGGAAUCUUGGGGGAUGUUACAUGAUGUAGCUUUGGCUGUUCGAGAACGUGUUGAGAGUUUGAGUGCUGAUGAGGCAAUUAAUUUUGCAUCUAAGAUACCGCCAGUUGGGACUGGAGAUAUAGGAAAUGAACACUUGCAACAGAACAAUGUAGAUGAUGUUGAAUUGACAAAACAACGGCUUUUGACAACAUCAGGCUAUUUAAAAUGUGUUCAGGGUAAUCUUCAUAUUACAGUCGCAGCAUUAGUGGCUGCUGCUGUUGUCUGGAUGUCUGAGCUGCCAAAACGACUCAAUCCAAUAAUUCAACCUCUUAUGGCCUCAAUCAAACGAGAGCAGGAGGAGAUACUGCAGGAGAAGUCUGCUGAUGCACUUGCAGAGCUAAUCUCGCUUUGCAUUUCACGUAAUCCUAGCCCAAAUGAUAAGUUAAUCAAGAACAUUUGUAGUUUGACAUGCAUGGAUCCUUGUGAGACUCCCCAAGCCAGAGUUAUUGGCGGUAUGGAGAUCACUGAUGAUCAAGACUUCCUCACAUUUGGGAACGGUGGAGGAAGACAGAAGUCAAGAGUCCAUAUGUUCACCGGUGGAGAAGACAGAUCCAAAGUUGAAGGUUUCAUCAGCCGUAGAGGUUCUGAACUUGCAUUGAAACAUCUGUGCAAGAAGUUUGGUGGUUCGUUAUUUGAUAAGCUUCCCAAAAUAUGGGAUUGUCUCACUGAAGUGUUGAUUCCUGGAGCUGCUGUGCAUGAAAGUCAAAUUGCCAAGUCUAUUGAAUCUAUUGCAGAUCCUCAAGUCUUGAUCAAUAAUAUACAGAUAGUACGCUCUAUAUCUUCUCUGCUGGAUGACGGGUUGAAAUCUAAGCUACACACACUGCUCCCUUGCAUCUUUCAAUGCAUUCGUCAUUCCCAUGUUGCAGUUAGAUUAGCUGCCUCAAGGUGCAUCACUUCAAUGGCCAAAUCAAUGACGACCGAUAUCAUGAACGCUGUCAUUGAGAAUGCUGUUCCAAUGUUAGGGGAUAUGACAUCUGUAUAUUCCAGACAAGGUGCAGGAAUGCUUAUCAGUACGCUUGUGCAGGGAUUAAGUGUGGAGCUAGUUCCAUAUGCUCCAUUAUUAGUUGUUCCUCUUCUACGGUGUAUGAGUGAUUGUGAUCCAUCAGUCAGACAAAGUGUGACGCGUAGUUUUGCUGCUCUCGUCCCGCUUCUUCCUCUUGCACGAGGUGUUCCACCUCCGAGCGGAUUAGGUGAAGGAUUUCAUGGGAAUGGAGAAGAUGCACAGUUUCUGGAGCAGCUGCUUGACAAUUCCCAUAUCGAGGAUUACAAACUAAGUACUGAACUGAAAGUGUCUUUGAGGAGGUAUCAACAGGAAGGCAUUAAUUGGUUAGCUUUCUUGAAACGUUUCAAGCUUCAUGGUAUCCUAUGUGAUGAUAUGGGGCUUGGGAAAACUUUACAAGCAUCUGCCAUUGUUGCAUCUGACAUAGCUGAGAGGCAUACUGCUGACAACGGGAAAGAUAUCCAACCCUCUUUGAUUGUUUGCCCAUCAACACUUGUGGGUCAUUGGGCAUUCGAAAUAGAGAAGUAUAUUGACAUUUCUCUGAUAAGCACCUUACAGUAUGCGGGUUCUGCUCAAGAACGGAUGUCUCUUAGGGAACUCUUUGAUAAGCACAAUGUUGUUAUAACUUCAUAUGAUGUCAUCCGCAAGGACAUUGAGUACCUUGGGCAGUUUCUUUGGAAUUAUUGUAUUUUAGACGAAGGACAUAUAAUCAAGAAUGCCAAAUCUAAAAUUACAGCUGCGGUAAAGCAACUGAAAGCCCAACACCGCCUAAUACUCAGCGGGACUCCAAUCCAGAACAACAUCAUGGAUCUAUGGUCACUGUUUGACUUUCUGAUGCCUGGCUUUCUUGGAACGGAGAGACAAUUUCAAGCUACAUAUGGGAAACCGUUGUUGGCUGCAAGAGAUGCGAAAUGUUCUGCCAAGGAUGCUGAAGCUGGAGCGCUUGCUAUGGAAGCCUUGCACAAGCAGGUGAUGCCGUUUCUUCUCCGGCGGACAAAGGAUGAAGUUCUAUCUGACCUGCCUGAGAAAAUUAUUCAAGAUAGAUACUGUGACCUUACUCCUAUCCAACUGCAACUCUAUGAGCAGUUUUCUGGUUCGCAUGCUAAAAAAGAGAUUUCAAGUAUGGUAAAAAUGCACGAGUCAGCAGAUACAGAAGGGUCUGCUGCCUCACCUAAAGCAUCUGCUCAUGUUUUUCAGGCAAUUCAGUAUUUGUUAAAGCUCUGCAGUCAUCCAUUACUUGUUCUUGGUGAUAAGAUGCCUGAAUCAGUCUCAUCCCAGCUAUCUGAGUUCUUUCCUUCAAAUGCUAACGUGAUUUCUGAACUACACAAGCCACACCACUCUCCAAAAUUAGUUGCUCUCCAAGAGAUUCUUGAAGAGUGUGGCAUUGGCAUAGAUGCUUCAAGUUUUGAGAAUGUUGGCACAGUUGGGCAGCACAGGGUUCUGAUAUUCGCUCAGCAUAAAGCUCUGCUUGACAUCAUUGAGAGCGAUUUAUUUCAUGCUCAUAUGAGAAGUGUCACAUAUCUGCGGCUGGAUGGAUCUGUGGAGCCAGAAAAACGAUUUGGUAUCGUAAAAGCAUUUAAUUCCGACCCGACUAUUGAUGUCUUGUUGCUCACUACUCAUGUUGGCGGGCUUGGGCUGAAUCUCACAUCUGCGGACACCCUCGUCUUUAUGGAACAUGAUUGGAAUCCUAUGCGAGACCAUCAGGCAAUGGACAGGGCACAUAGAUUAGGCCAAAAGAAAGUAGUGAAUGUUCAUCGACUCAUCAUGCGGGGUACCCUGGAAGAGAAAGUCAUGAGUCUCCAAAGGUUCAAGGUCUCAGUUGCCAAUGCAGUCAUUAACUCGGAGAAUGCUAGUAUGAAAACAAUGAACACUGACCAAUUGCUUGAUCUAUUUGCAUCCGCGGAGACCACUUCAAAGGGAACGACCGCCUCAAAGCGUGGAGAAGGCAAGUUUGAUGGAGACCCGAAACUGAUGGGUACAGGGAAGGGAAUGAAAGCCAUUCUGGGUGGGUUGGAGGAGCUAUGGGAUCAAUCCCAGUACACCGAGGAGUACAAUCUGUCUCAAUUCCUGGCAAAGCUCAAUGGCUGA